This is a messenger RNA of Dimorphilus gyrociliatus, 1617 nucleotides long. The record is from the annotation of a GenBank genome assembly. NCBI's taxonomy places the organism in Eukaryota, Metazoa, Annelida, Polychaeta, Dinophilidae.
GAUUUAUGUUUCUAUAUAUUGAAAGAGAGUGAAAGAGUAUAAAUAAUUAGUUGUGGAAAUAUUCGAAAUAUCUCCUAUCAGCUAUGUUUUAUGAUUUUAGCAAAAGAUAAGAAAAACACUGCAAAAUUUGGGAAAGUAACGCUUUGUUAAAAUGUGUAAAACGGCUACUUGAUCAAGCCGAAAAAUUUUUUUCUACAAAGCGGAUCGAUACGUCCGUUGACGACCGUGGCAUAAACAUGACUGAUUUUCAAACGCGAACUCGAAUUCACGGUUCUGGCUAUUCGUUUACAACAAUCAGGAACCCAUGUCAUUCAUUUCAUGAAUUGUACAAGGAGAGAACGCAAAUACAUUUUAGACGGCCGUUUCCGCACGAUUGCAGGCUUGACGCUACAAGAAGGUACACUGACUCUUCGGUCUUUGAGGCGAAAGUUUUCUCUGAAGGAGUUAGACUAACAGCCAAAUCUUGUGGACAACUAGCCAGAAAGGAAGAAAGACAGACUGGUGUUAGCAAAUUAAUCUAUGCAGUUGGGGGAAGACCUUCGGCAUUGGAGGGAAAGUUCAAAUUUCCAAAGGGUCUUGCUGUCUCACCAAAUACUGAUAUAUUUGUCGCAGAUUCAGGGAAUAAUAGAAUUCAAGUAUUGAAUCAGUGUGGUGUGUUCAAGUACAGUUUUAAUGAAGGAUUGAAUCAACCGUCAGCGAUUGCUGUUUUACCUAAUAAUGAGCCAAUUGUUGCUGAUAGAAGAAAUAAACGGCUAAGAUUAUUUGACGAAUAUGGCGAGCGGAAAUACGAUAUUAAUCUCCCUUAUCAACCUGCAGAAAUAGUUCUCCUCGACGUCUCCAACGAUUUGGCUAUAUCCAAUCAGAACGGCUUAGUAGAGAUUUUUGACACGGAAACUUUUAAUAAAAAAUAUUCAUUUAGGCCUAAUUCCACGAAGAUCUUUCAAAUGGCUACAAACAAUGAAGGGAAUCUGUUAAUUGCAGACUCUAAUGCCAAAGUUUUAACAUACUCUAUCUCAUCUAAAAGCCAGGUUUGUCAAAAUAAAGGGCGAGCUUUAAAGUCCACUUUAACACCAAAACAAUUUUUUAUCGUAAUGGUGAAGUUGGCACUUUUUUUUAUAUUUUUGUGACUAAAUUUAGAAUGCAAAACUUCAAAAGAACAUUUGAAUUUCUAAGAAAUGCUUUUCACUUUGACCCCUACAGAUAAUCAACAGUUUUGAAGCGGAAGCCUGUAAAGAUGGACUAUUCUGCGAACCUGGUGGAAUAUACGUAAAUCCAUUUAAUCAAAUAAUUAUUGGGGAUGCUUUGAAUCACACAGUUAAUUUGUAUGGUGAAACUGGUCUUUAUAUCAAGGCUUUGGUAACGCCAUCAGACGACUGCGGAGCUGUGAGGAGACUGGUUAUAGGCAAAGAAGGUCAUUUGGUCACCAGCGAAUUUUCAGCUAAUUCCAAACACUACGUAAAACUUUUCCGAUAUCGGAAGUGUGUUUGUCACUAUGGUAGGCCUAACAGCAGUAGAAGUGAAUAAGAUUAACAUUCAGUAACAACGUAAAAAUACGUAUAUGCAUAUUCAAUAUAGUCAAAGAGUUCUUCUUCGUUUGAAUAAAAUAAUUUCUAGCCU